Molecule: messenger RNA, 1079 nt
Organism: Sorghum bicolor (sorghum)
Lineage: Eukaryota; Viridiplantae; Streptophyta; Magnoliopsida; Poales; Poaceae
Exons: 8
Coding region: 132-761 (209 amino acids)
Molecular function (GO): protein-disulfide reductase activity
Source: RefSeq, a predicted model, not a curated record
GGAGGGGGAACGUCGUCGCGUCGCGGUGGAGCGAGACAGACCAGGAACUGACGCAUUUGAAUCGGAGGCCACCGCUGCGCUCCGAGGGCCCUCCUCGCUCGCCACCCGCUCACGGAGACAGGGAGAGGUCGAUGGCGAGCUCGCUGGCCCGCCUGGGAGCGGCGCUGCCACGCGCGCGCCCGUGCGCCACGGCCCGCGCCCUGCCACCGGGGCGGUGGGACGCCGCGGCGCUCGGCGCCUCCCGCCGCGCCGCGCUGAACGCUUGCAGGUGCCAAGUUCAUUCCGACGUUAAAGUAGCCCCUGCAUCGGAUCUGAAGGAUGGUAGCAAAUCUGAAACUUGGAGGAUCAAGAUGCUCUACGACGGUGAUUGCCCUCUCUGUAUGCGUGAGGUAAACAUGCUGAGAGAAAGAAACAAAUCCUAUGGAGCAAUAAAGUUUGUUGACAUAAGCUCGAAAGAUUACUCUCCAGACAACAAUCAAGGCCUUGAUUAUGAAACUGCCAUGGGGAGGAUACAUGCCAUUCUUUCAGAUGGAACUGUUGUCACAGAUGUUGAGGCAUUUAGAAAACUGUACGAGGAAGUAGGACUUGGAUGGGUCUAUGCUGUUACUAAAUAUGAGCCUGUAGCUACCAUGGCAAAUGCAGUAUAUGGUGUGUGGGCGAAAUACCGUAUGCAAAUUACAGGUCGACCUCCACUAGAAGAGAUUAUGGCAUCCCGAAGAGCUGCAGGCGAAUGUAAAGAUGACAAAGUAUGCAAGAUGUGAGCAUAAAAAAUGGAGCUGUUCGCUGCAGCUAAAAAGCAGCCGCCACCGCCGCCGCUGUAACAGUGAUUAUCCGAGUGAAAAACAGCCCCAGCUGCAGCCGCAGCUAACACGCCCAAUGCUGUUCUACUGUACUACAUACCUCACCUCUAGGCUCAUAUGCAUAGUUUUAACACUAAAAUAAUCGCUAUGGUAUUAAAAAGAAAGGUGAAUAGCUUAUUUAAUGAUUUAUCGAAGUAAAUAUAUACAUUUGUAUGUACACUGUACUGGUUUGACGGCAAGACAUUUUAUGGUGAAAACUUCCACGUAGUGUUCUGUUUU